This is a messenger RNA of Seminavis robusta, 1608 nucleotides long. NCBI's taxonomy places the organism in Eukaryota, Bacillariophyta, Bacillariophyceae, Naviculales, Naviculaceae. The record is from the annotation of a GenBank genome assembly.
AUGUUAGUAGUCCGGAAUUCAGCUUCUCCACGAUGGCCGCCAUUGUGUAUCUUGUCCCUCCUCCUCCUCCUCGCAUUGCUACCACUAAAAGCUAGUGGGGUUCUGCGGACUGAAGUAAAUCCGGAAGACUUGAUUGGUGAUGCUGGAGCUGAUGGUCCCAUAAAAAAAGUUCCUCUCUUUAACCAGAGUCCCUAUCGGUUGGUCGUCUAUCGAGUGUUGAAGACGGAUGAUGGCGCAGAGGAGCUGAGAAUCCUGACAUCCAGUGAAGGUGUUGUUCCAGGAGCGCACGUUUCUUCACGAGUCGGCAUUGUGGGUACUGUCAUGAUGGUGCAGGAACUACCGGAUCCGGAAACAGGAAAAUGCGUACAAGCAGACUGUCAGAAAUCGGCCCAAUUCGAAAUUCCACAGGGCUUGGAUCCAGAAGUUAUCGUCUUGCCGAAUCUGCAAGUUACCGUCCAGGAUGCCACCAUUAUUGCGCAACAAAAGGCACAAGAAGCUCUGCAACACUGUCAUGACGCAAACGACAAUCUGGAAGACUGCCUAUUACAGGCCACCACGGCGUCUUUGAAACACUGGAAUGCCGAAUGGAGAUUUCACGAAUAUGCCUUGAAAUAUCUAGGAGCACAGGUGGAGGAUUACGUUUGCAAUGAUGAUGAUGACUAUGAUGAUGAACCCAUGUCGACGAGUCCUCCACUGACUACCUUUUCAUGGGAAUCGGGUGAUUACAUUGCACAUCCCGUCGACGUGUUGCAUGCCCGCCCAUCCAGUCAAAUUCAUGUUUUGCACGAUUUUAUCGAACCCGAGGAAUGUCGAGCCGUCCAAGAAGCGGCGGUACCCGGACUACGACGUGCAUUGGUGGUGGACGACCAAACCGGUGGUGCCAAACUAAGUCAAGAACGCAAAGCAUGGGAAGCGGCAAUUACCAUUCCGUGGCAUGUCGAGUCUCGACACCACCCUUUGACCACGCUGAGUCGUCGUGUGUACGAUUACACCAACUAUGUGAUGCAUCUGAAUAUUACAGAACAUGGUCAGGAACCCUUGAAAAGCAUUCAAUACCAUGGAAAGGAACGGUAUCAUCACUAUCAACAAACUGGCAUGAAUCAGGAAGAGGAAGAAUCACCAGACCAAUAUCUGCAUCACUGUGAUGGUCCCUGUCGUGGAGGCCAACACAAAGUUCCUGAUCGUGUUGCCACCAUGGUCAUGUAUUGUGAAACUGCUACCCGAGGAGGGCAUACUCAUUUUCGAAAUGCUGGUGUCCAUGUGCAACCCAAGGCGGGAAUGGCUGUGUUUUUUAGUUAUGUGGAUCCACAGUCCAUGCAAGUGGAUACUGGAUUCACCGAACAUUCUGGUUGUCCGGUAUUGGAGGGUCACAAGCACAUUGUCACACAAUGGGUGCGAUUAGGUGUGGACAAGGCCAAUCCCUGGGAUUCUUAUGAUGCGCUUGGCAACAAGAAGGAAACAACGACAACCAAAACAGAAACCAUAGAGAUGCAACAAGAUGUACAGGGUCAACCAGAGGAAGAGCCAACCACAAGGCAGGAAACCCAACAAGAAGAACAUGCGCAACCGGAGAAAGAGACAAUGGUUUUGCUGCAGCAACAACAAUAA